Messenger RNA from Cyprinodon tularosa, 2119 nucleotides. RefSeq names its product glutathione reductase (gene gsr). The coding region runs from base 171 to 1640 and encodes 489 amino acids. Lineage: Eukaryota; Metazoa; Chordata; Actinopteri; Cyprinodontiformes; Cyprinodontidae. Gene Ontology annotation, biological process: glutathione metabolic process; cellular response to oxidative stress; cell redox homeostasis. Gene Ontology annotation, molecular function: NADP binding; glutathione-disulfide reductase (NADPH) activity; flavin adenine dinucleotide binding. Gene Ontology annotation, cellular component: mitochondrion; cytosol. The record is from RefSeq and is a predicted model, not a curated record. The transcript has 13 exons.
UCUACUACAUAAGACGGUGCCGAAGCUUCCAAUGAACGUAAACACGAUUGGACAGUUAUCUGUCACAGUGACAGCUGGAAACUUUUUAAACACGACUAGCUAUUUAGCUCAUAUGUUAAGACUUUGAUGUUUUCCUUCGUUGACAGGGAUCUGAAUAAACAUAUGGCGGUAUGCAGUUUUUAAAAAUCCGUAGAGUAUUCUAUGUGUCUAUACAAAGGCACGAGCUCAUCCGCCGCAGCAUGGCGUCAGAGACUAUCCGCUUCGACUUCCUGGUGGUCGGCGGCGGCUCCGGAGGUCUGGCCGGGGCCAGGAGAGCUGCGGAGCUCGGAGCAAACACAGCGGUGAUCGAGAGCCACAAACUCGGAGGUACCUGCGUCAACGUUGGAUGUGUUCCUAAAAAGGUUAUGUGGAAUGCAGCCGUUCAUGCAGAAUAUCUUCACGAUCACAGCGAUUACGGCUUUGCAACUGAAAACGCUCGCUUCAGUUGGGAGACUCUCAAGGCGAAAAGAGAUGCCUACGUUUCUCACCUAAACCGAAUUUAUCGCAACAACUUGGACAAGGCUAAAAUCGAAACCAUUCAAGGCUAUGCCAGGUUUACCGAUGACCCCGAGCCCACUGUGGAGGUCAACGGCAGAAAACUGACAGCGCCUCACAUCCUUAUCGCCACAGGGGGGCAGCCUUCUGUUCUGAGUGACGAUGAGGUUCCUGGGGCAAGUCUUGGCAUCACCAGUGAUGGCUUUUUUGAACUCGAAACCCUCCCAAAACGCAGUGUGAUUGUAGGCGCUGGUUAUAUCGCUGUAGAAAUGGCCGGUAUUCUUGCCACUCUGGGAUCCAAAACGUCGCUGGUUAUUCGACAGACGGGGGUUCUGAGAAACUUUGAUGCAUUUAUAAGUGCAAACUGCACCAAAGAACUGCAGAACAACGGGAUCGACCUGUGGAAGAACUCCCAGGUGAAGUCUGUGAGUAAGACAGACAAAGGCCUGGAGGUGACCAUCGCUACCAAAGACCCAGAGAAAAACGAUGAGAAGAUCAGCAUUAUUGAAGAGGUGGAGUGUCUUCUGUGGGCUAUAGGAAGGCAGCCCAACACCUCUGGGCUGAACAUCGGGAGCCUGGGUUUGGAUACCGAUGAAAGAGGUCACAUAAUCGUAGAUGAAUUCCAGAACACUUCUCGGCCAGGGAUCUACGCCGUGGGGGACGUUUGUGGCCGAGCUCUUCUCACACCUGUUGCCAUUGCUGCUGGCAGAAAGCUGGCUCAUAGACUGUUUGAGGGCAAGAAGGAUUCCAAAUUGGACUACUCCAGCAUUCCCACGGUGGUGUUCAGCCAUCCACCCAUCGGUACUGUGGGCCUCACAGAAGAGGAGGCCAUUAAAGCACAUGGAAAGGAGAAUAUAAAGAUCUAUAAGACUUCCUUCACUCCAAUGUACCACGCCAUCACCAGCAGGAAGAGCCAGUGCCUUAUGAAGCUGGUGUGUGUGGGCAAGGAGGAAAAGGUGGUGGGUCUGCACAUGCAGGGCCUCGGCUGUGAUGAAAUGCUGCAGGGAUUUGCUGUGGCAAUCAAAAUGGGUGCAACCAAAGGAGACUUUGACAACACGGUUGCCAUCCACCCGACUUCGUCCGAGGAGUUUGUCACGAUGCGUUGAUGCAGACGUGGUCCCCACCCUUUGGUUCUCUGCAUAACCCAGACAAUCAGUCCAUCAGCAUAUUCUCUCAUCAGCCUGAUCAUUUUGUUUAUUGAAACAACUUAUACUAUUUUAUAUAUACAUUUUCAUAAUUUUUUUUGCAUUAAAGUGACCUUAAUUGUAAACAGUGUUAAUAUUCUUUUCACAUCAUUCUUACCCUAAUCAAAUUUAAGUUUGGCACCUAUUGAAUUGUUGUGAGAUAUGACCUAUGAUAAUGAAAAAUGAUGUAAAAUAAUGUACAAGAAUUGUUGUCAAGAAAAUGGCUGGAUAAUCAAAUAAUCUCCCUCUUAGAGUUUGUGUUUGACUUGUCAAAUGAUGUAAUUCAUUAUCAUACCACAGUUGCCCUUUACACACCAUUUCAGUGCAAAGUCAUAACUGAUAUACUCUGUAGAGUUCGACAUAUCCAACAAACCUGAAGAUAUUUCCUUUUUUUUCUUAAA